Messenger RNA from Cinara cedri, 568 nucleotides. NCBI's taxonomy places the organism in Eukaryota, Metazoa, Arthropoda, Insecta, Hemiptera, Aphididae. The record is from the annotation of a GenBank genome assembly.
GAAAAAAAUAGGGGACACAGAAAUAAUCUCAAAUUUAAAAAAUGUUGAUAAUUUUUACUGUAAUGGUAAAAAUGAUUGUUUCACUAAUUUUCACACAUUUAUACCAAUUGAAGAUCUGGACGUAGCAAGAGAUUCACUUGCUGAUGAAUUACCUGACAAAAUUACUCCAUUACUCAAAUGGUUCGAAAAACCAUUAUUAUGUAGAAAGACAAAUUCAAAGAAAAGUGGGUCGUCAUCACUACAAUUUCCUCCAGAAAUCUGGAAUGUAUAUCAACGGGUGCUAACCUAUCGAAAUCGUGCGAACAACUAUGUUGAAGCUGCUAAUAGGCAUUUAAAUGUUCAAAUGUUUGUAACUAAUCUAACAAUAUGGUCGUUUGGAAACUUAUUAAAAAAAUACAGUCUGGAAGAGAUGUUUUUGAACAACUGGUUACUGGUGGAAGCCCACCUAAAAAAAAAAAAAGGAAACAUAUACAUUGAUAACGAUAAAAGAACUCUUAAAUCUAAUUAUGAUAAAAAUAAAAUAAUUUUGUUUUUAAAAGGACAUGCAAAUAAUGUUUCAUUAGGAUAA